AAAUAAUAAUUGAGAAAAAAUUUAAAUAAUUAAAAAAAAUAAAGAAAAGCAAAUAUCUAAAGUAAAUAAAGGAAUAAAGGAAUGAGUAAUAAUAACAAUUAUAAUUAUAAUUAAGGUAGGCAACCAAAUUUCUAAUAACUUCCAAAUGGUAUUUAGUAAAAUUAAUAUAACUUUAAUUAACCAAAUAAUUAAAUGUUCAAUCAACAUAACCAUUUCAACUUUAAUCAGAUUUAAUAGCAAUAAUAACAAUUUUAUAGAUAGGUUAACUAUCUGUAAGAAUCCUAAUAAAGUGAUAUUUAAUCCUAAAUUCUAUAAAAUAAUAACUAAAAUACCAAUUUCUAAACUCGCGAAAUUGUAAACACAAACAAUAUAAACGCUGAAUAACAAAUUAAUAAUCAAAAUCAAAUCUAUAGUUAAAAUCGUUUCAACUAUAACAACAGCAACAACAAUGAUAGUAAUAAUUAACGCAACAAUUAUAACUAUAAUGAUCACAGUAAUAACAAUAAUAAUUAUAGUAACAGAAAUAAUGAUGGUAAUAAUUAAUAACUGUAUCAUUAAUUUAGAAAUAUGAAUGAGUUUUAACAGAUAAAAGAACUUCCUGAUUGGAAGGAUGAAUACCAAAAUAUAUCUUAUAUCGAAGAUAUAUGCAUUUCUAUACCUACUUUUGUUGACUCUAAGAAAAUAUAAUAAUUAGAUUCAGUUUUAAGCGAAAUUAAUAAAGAAAUUUAGUAAUUUUUGGAAAAUAAAUAAGACAGAAAAUAAAUAAUUAGUUAGAUAAAAGAAAAGUUUAUAACAAGCAGUAAAAUUGAAUUUAAUUCUAGGAAUAACAUAUAAUCUAAUUAGAGUUUAUCAUUCAAUGAUGAAGAAACUGAUAUAAUGAGUACAGACUUUACAAAUUACGCUGAUUUUGAAAAUAAACAAGAAAGCAUUCUUCGCUCUUAUGUAACCUCUACAACAGAAUAAAUAUAAAAUGACGAUAAUUAGAAUUAUAAGAGCCAACUAAUUGAUUUUAUUGUAAAUAUGUUUGAGUAAAAUAAAUUCUAAAAGAGCUUUUUUUCAGAGGAAUUUAAAAAUGAAUUAAAUAAUAAUAUAUAAAAGUAAAAAAUUAACUAUUUGAUUGACGAUUCAGAUUUCGAGUAAUCAACGAUUGAUAAGAUAAAGUCAAUAAAGGAAAUCAAAUAGUUUGGAUACGACUUAUGCAACUAAGAAGAGAAUCAAAUAAUAUAUAAGGAAUAAAAUUUCAAAGCAGUCAGUUUUAAUUUCAGAAAGGAAAAACUAUUAAAAACCACUAUGUAUUGUAUAUUAAAAAAUUUUAUAUGCUCUGGAAGUCAAGCUAAAUCAAAAAAAUAUUUAAUUAAACAACUGAUGCACAUCGAUUCAAAAAAUAAGCAACUUGAAGUUGACUACAUCAUCUUAAGAUAAAUAUAUUUGAGAUUUUUUGACUUAGUUGUGAAUUACUUUGAUGAUAACAAUAAAAUGGCUAUAGAAUUUUUGGAUAAUCUUUUUAAAUAUGAAUUUAUAUCAUCUCUUCUUUUAGAUCAUUAUAAAAGAUUGAUUAGAUUUCUUAGUAAAAAAAAGCUAAAAGAAAAUCCUAAAGAAAUACUUGAUUAGUUUGUGGAAUCAUACUAUCUAGAUUUGUUUAUAAUAAACUCAGGUUCUUUAAAAUACCGCAAAAAAUAUUCAAAAAGUAAAAAACCUUAUUUCUUGUGCUUUUACACAUAAUCAAAUAUUUAAUAAAAUGAAUUAGAUUAAAUUUCUAUUGUUUAAGAUAUCAAAAAGUUUUAGAUUUAAUAAUGA
Tetrahymena thermophila SB210 is the source of this 1797-nucleotide messenger RNA. RefSeq lists its product as hypothetical. The record is from RefSeq and is a predicted model, not a curated record. NCBI's taxonomy places the organism in Eukaryota, Ciliophora, Oligohymenophorea, Hymenostomatida, Tetrahymenidae. The transcript has a single exon.